Molecule: messenger RNA, 474 nt
Organism: Brugia malayi
Lineage: Eukaryota; Metazoa; Nematoda; Chromadorea; Rhabditida; Onchocercidae
Exons: 4
Coding region: 1-474 (157 amino acids)
Source: RefSeq, a predicted model, not a curated record
AUGGAAUUGCUUGGUGGAUUCAGUAUUUGUCAUUUAAUUUUAUUCGCAAAUGAAUUGAAUGGAAUUAGUGCUGGUACAGUACAUAGCAAAAUGCUAUAUAAUGAAGGAAGACGCAUACUACGAGCAGCAAGACCAAGAAGAAUAGCAAGGUUGACAACAACAACAGCGGCAACAACAACAACAACAGCAGCAGCAACAACAACAACACAAUUUGAACUGAUGGAAGUAUUGGCCUCUCUGAAGCAGCGACAUUCGAACUGUGCACCGCAACAACAAAUCAUUCAGGAACUCGAGAAAGGCAUAAUCAAACAUAAUACAUUAGAGGACUAUUAUUUUCUUCUCGAUGAAGAAUUGCGUGGAGAAUUGAUCAAUUUAAUAGCUAUCGCAUCCUCUGUUACUGAUAGCUCAUUCGUAGUGGAAAACGAUAAAAACGAUCUUGCAAAAUUCAUUUUGGAGAAUUUCCUGGAAGACUGA